CUGGGGCUGCUCGCCGUGCCCCGGCUGGCUGGGGUUGCCGCUGGGUUUGGUUCGGGCGCGGGGGCCGUGCGUGGGCGGGGGGCACGGCCGGUCUCGGCGGCUGCCCCGGGGCACAGCCCUGACAGCCGGGGCCGCCCGCCGCCGUGGGCACACGCCGGGCCGGGCCGGGCCGGGCCGGCGGGCGGCGCGUACCUGCAGGGAGAGCCGGGCUGGAGCCGCCGGCCCUUGCACAAACUUCACGCCGGCCCGUAGUUUAACUGUCCAUCCUGGGGCGUCCACCCUUUAGGGAGCCGUGGCAGCUCCCGGAGAGCCUGCGGGAAUAUCGCACUCCAGGAUGCUGCGGGUCCUGAAAGUGCACUCUCCGCAAGUCUCCGUGAAGCGGCACACAGAACCGCCUGGGGAUUCCCAAGCUACGGAUGGACAAUGCUUAGGGAUGGUAACACUCCGUUUUACGUCGCUUAUAUGGCAUGUAGUGGCAGGGUGAAAUAGGGAUACAGCUAUGGGAAGAUUGUCUUCUGUUUACCUUGGGGUAACCUGUAUACUGACGGUUCCCCGGGAGCCACGGUACUGGUGAUGAAAAAGGUGAAUGUGGGUAACCCCUCACAUUGUGGAAUUGCUUCCCAAACCCCCCUCUCAGCGUGCAGGCUGAGAGCAGUUUGUGCAAAUGUACCUUGGUAGCAACAGCUGAUCAGACAGAGCAAUCAGGUUAGUCAAGUAUUUCAUAAAGAAUCUUAUUUAACUAGCAGUUGUCAGAAAAGCAGUUCAAGUUGUCAGUCAUCUUUCCGUGUUUUUUUGAGCUUGUGGAAUAAUUGCAUUUCCAACUCUAAGCCUGGAGUUGAUUUAAAAUGUUAACAUGUAACCUCUAAAAAUAAGAUUUACAAUGGAAACGAUGUAUUAGCCUUAAGUUCUUUAUUGCAUAUGUGACAAAUUCAUGCCUAAUUCAGUAGAAUUUGCCCAGUGCUAUUAAAAACAAUGGAAUAAUUUGUUAACUUUCAUAGGAUAAUUUAUUUUGCUUUUUUGGCUUCGUAUUUUGAAUUCAAAACCAAACUAAAUGUCAAUAGGAAAAAUAAAAUAUAUUAUUAAAUUUCUUAUGAAACAUGACAUCUUGUAUGUAGUAUCCCAGAUUCUUUUUUAUGCAGUGCAAUUGAGUUGAAAGGCUAAUUGAAACUUUAUGGAGAGGAUGGUUCUGUGCCUGAAUGCAGUGUUGUGCUUGCUCAUGAGUGUAGCUCCUAGGAACGCACUAGGGCAAAUAAUGCAUCAGAACAGAAUGCCACAGGGGGAGGUUGUGCAUGGGGCUUUUGUGCCAAAGGAUACUUGCUGUCUUUGUUGUGCUUGAUAGUGAAAAUAUACAUGGGUGACACGUCAUGGGUUAUGUGUUUAUUGUGACAACAGCUCUCAGAUUGGGCUGACUGUAACUCAGAUAGACCUUGUUUUUUCCUUUUCAUUUGAAACCUCUGCUAAUUCAUGAAAGCUGAAAGUCACACUGAAUUCCUUCCUUCAUACAUAAUCACUUUACAGGCUAGAGCCACAGUUAAAGUAAGAAGAGUGUUUUGUUUGUUUUUUCUCUGAAUGAACAUGUGAAAUUUUUUGUUAUUAUUGUUGCUGUUUGAUUUUUACAUUUGGUUGUGAUAGCCAGUGCAGCACCACCUGGAUUCUUUGAACGUCUGCAGGCUGCUCCAAGAGAGAGUCUGGGCAGCAAGUCCAUGUACAGAUAUUUGGCAACACAGCUCUGUUGAAGCAGCCACUCCUCUUUGCUUCUGUACUGACAGUGCUGGGCAUGAAGAACAGCAUUGAGCUGUUCCUGUGCCAUCAGCAAGUUCAGUUUAUUUAUGUGCAGAGUUGGCAGAACCUGUGUAUCUGUGUUGAAUCUCCAGUUUUAAAAGCGACUGGAAUUAAUAUGAAAUGUACAUGGAACUCAUAGUCUGUUCAUUCUUGUUGGAGCAUUUGUGGCUCUUCUAGUUGAAAAAUGAAGAGUUUAAUGCUACCUGAGGUAUUAGUUCUACAAACUGCAGUUUGAGAUGUGAGUUACUGCGUGGGGAUAAGUAAAGGUAGAAUUUGGCCCGAGGUUACAAGGAGCGCAGAAGGAAAUCUCACAGUGCUGUAAAUUUGGAAGUCCCAAAUUAAAGGUUCUGUAAGCUCAGAUAAAAAGGGUAGUGUUGCUGCCUUCUACAAAGGGUCUCUUGUUCAGUAAGUCUCACCAAAAGGAAAUUUGCAGUUCAGUAAGCCAACUAUAACAAAUACCUGACAUAAGAAUGGAGCAAGUUCCAUAGGGGUUUCUACAGGUCCCACAUUUCUCUUUGAACAUUAAAACCUAAAGAUGUAAACCAGUGAACUGAAUAAAAGCUGGAUUCCACAGUGAGAGCAUGUGUAUGCAUUGUGCUAACCAGUUGUGUAAGUGCUCACUUCAGUGAAGGCAGUCAGUGCCCUUGCCUUCUUGAAAAACUAAUGUGUUGAAACUCUUAGUUUUUACCUGUUGUAUAAGCACAUGGAAUAUGUGGAGCUUAAAAACUGAAGAAUGACAGAUUGUUCAAGGUUAACAGAGAACAUUGGUUCAAAUCUCAGCAGUGUCUCAAAACCAGUUGUAAUUAAUAUUAAAAUCUGAAAACUAAGGUACUGGAUGCUUUCUGAAAUAUCUAGGUAGUCAUUCCUGUAUGAAGCUCAAGUAAACAGAGUUUACUUGUGAUGUGCAAACAGGGAUUGGAUAGCAUGAAAAUCUUUAUCCCUGAUUUUAGAGUUGGAGAAUAGUCACGCAACAAUUCUGUUACAUAGUCAUGGUUGACAAGUCUCUAAUUUAAAUACCAACCAUAAAAGCUGGCAUUUUCAGUCUUCCUGAGUGUCAUUUGGAAAGACCAAUUAGGGGCUUGGGGAAAGUGGAGGAUCUGUGAUCAUGGCAGGGUCACUUGUUAAUUGAUCUGUCACAUCAGAUUCCCAUGUGUGUUCCCUCUAGUUAGAAAGUUUCAUAAAUCAUUACUGGGUUACUUCUCAAAGGAACAAGAAAAGCUAUUCAAACCACUCAUGGAAGAACAGUUUUUGAAGAGUGGUGGUCGGGAAAUGUCCCUGAACACACAAAAAAAGUCCAAAAUAAAUGAUACAUCAUGUUAACUUUAACUGGUGUUUGUCUGUUAAUUUCUUUUCCGUGCUGGCCCAUUUUCUUUUGAGGCUCAAUGGAAGCUGAGUUGUAUGGGGUACUCAAUGCUGAGACAGUUCUGCUUUUCUUAAGGCUUAAAACAAUCCAAGAAGAAAAGGAAAAAAAAAACAUUUUUAAUUUCCUGAGUCUGCGUGGGUGAUCUGCUCCCUAGGGGUACUGGACCAUCUUUGGGAAAGUCAACCUUUUGGGAACCAGCCUUUGGGAAAAACAACCUGGGUGUUUGGGAAGGCUGUAGGUUGCAAUUCUGAGGAAUAGUGAGGGGGAGGUUUGUUUAUCUGCACAUUGCCCAAGGAGAUUAUGCCAGUGGUAUGCAUAAAUUUGCUUUGCAAAUUGUACACUUCUCAUAAUCUGUUGCAAUUUCAUGUCUGUUCAGGGAUUUUAUGUGGUAAGUUUUUUUUUUUUAUUUUAUGGUUUUUACAAGUUGAAUGCAACUGGUGUGGUUGCCUGUGUAGUAUUUACAAUGCUUUCCUGCCACAGAUGUUUGAGAUGGGAUAAGACUGGGAAAAAAGAGGAGAUGGGCAGCUUACCAACUAGAAGAGUGAUAACCAUGUUCUUGAUGUUCUGGGAGGGUUGUCUUUUGUCAUUUCAGAUAUGCUUUUGCUAAGGGGAGUUGUCAAGGCAGCCUGAAGAUUGCAUGCAGAAGGAAUACUCUGUGUAGUUGGAAGAGCCAGUUGCUUUUUUUUCUGGCUGUUAUGCUUUCAAGGAAUGGAACUGCAACAACUGAAAAAGAAAGAAUUACACCCCAUUAGUCAAGAGGCCUGAAUUAACAAAUUUGAUUUUCCAUUAAAGUACAAUCUAAUUUACCUCCUCAGAGCAUCAGAAAGAUGUCAAAAUAUGAUUUUCUGGAAGCUAAAGAAAAUCUUCACCACAUGACCCACAUCUGGUUGUAUGUUCAACAAGAGGACAUUACAACAUCAGAUUAUAUUCUCCCUUAUACUUUACAGCGGGCAUAAAUGCUGAUAAAUUUUUCAGGUGCCUAUGAAGAACUUGUGAUGACUUGUAUAUGUUUUGUCUUGAAUUUAGGACAAUUUGUGUUAGUUACUAAUCUACAGUAGGAGGUAUGAGAAAAGAUACAUAAGAUAUUUUAUUUCCAAAUUGUGUAAGUUGACAUAGGCUGCUGAUAUUUAUCAAGACUUCUUCAGAAAGUCAUCAUCGUCAUUUCUUGGUUGGAAACUAGGAAUAUCACUUCUUUCUGGGUCUCUUCUUCCAAGUAACAAGCAAUAGGAUGAGAAGAAAUAGCCUCAAGUUGUACCAGGGAAGAUUUAGAUUGGAUAUCAGGAAAAAUUUCUUCACUGAAAGGGUUGUCAAGCCUUGGAACAGGCUUCCCACAGAAGUGGUGGAAUCACCAUCCCUGGAGGCAUUUAAAAGACAUGUGCUGCUUAGGGACACGGUUUCAUAGUGGACUUGUUCUGUGUUAACAGUUGGACUCAAGGAUCUUGAGGGUCUUUUCCAGCCUAAAUGAUUCUAUGAUUCAAGGAAGUACUCCUGACACACUCUGAGCCUCCGCAUGUCUUUUUUAGCCUCACCUCUCCGAAAAGUUCCAUGAAGGUUGCACAUCAUUCAAGAUGAAAACUUGGAGAACAGAAUCAUCAAAAAGUUUACAGAAAUGGACUUGAGCUAUUUAGUUUAACUUUUGGGAAGGAAAUGGGGCUCUAAUGAAUUAGUUCACUGUCCACUGUAAUGGAACCUUUCUUCAAGAAGAAAAGUAAGCUGCUUGCCAGCCAUUCAGGAUUCCCCCUUGUUCUGGUGGCAGAACAAGAAUAACCCCCUGAGCAAAAUCGGAAAACAGAUGUGCCACUUCAAAUGCAGUAACAUGCACAAAGUGUCUUGCUUUGGGCCCUGAGUGUGCAUGGUGUGCUCAAGAGGAAGUGAAGCAAACUUUAUGUUAAAAGUUCGUCCUCUAGAGAAAUACCCUGUGGAUCUUUAUUAUUUAGUUGAUGUCUCAGCCUCCAUGCACAACAAUAUAGAAAAGUUAAAUUCUGUUGGAUUUGCUUUAUCUAAAAAGAUGGCAAAUAUUUCUCUUGAUUUUCGACUUGGAUUUGGAUCCUAUGUGGAUAAAACUGUGUCACCUUAUAUUAGCAUUCAUCCAGGUAGAAUCCAUAACCAAUGCAGUGAUUACAAUUUAGAUUGUAUGCCUCCUCACGGUUAUAUUCAUGUGCUAUCCCUGACUGACAAUAUAGCAGAAUUCAGAAAUGCAGUGAAUAAACAAAAAAUUUCUGGGAAUAUUGAUACACCUGAAGGGGGUUUUGAUGCAAUGCUCCAAGCAGCUGUAUGCCAGAGCCAUAUUGGAUGGCGUAAAGAAGCAAAGCGACUGCUUCUUGUGAUGACAGAUCAAACUUCCCAUCUGGCCCUUGAUAGUAAAUUAGCAGGAAUUGUAAUUCCUCAUGAUGGAAACUGUCAUUUGAAAGAUAAUGUGUACAUCAAAGCUACGAGUAUGGAGCAUCCGUCUCUUGGGCAGCUCUCUGAAAAAUUGAUUGACAAUAACAUCAAUGUUAUUUUUGCAGUUCAAGGAAGCCAGUUUCAUUGGUAUAAAGAUCUGUUACCUCUGCUGCCUGGUACUGUUGCAAGACAAAUAGAAUCACAAGCAGCAAAUCUCAAUGACUUGGUGGUAGAAGCCUAUCAGAAACUAAUCUCUGAAGUGAAACUUCAAGUGGAUAACCAAAUCCAAGGUCUUAAUUUCAAUAUCACUGCAAUCUGUCCUGAUGGAAGUGAAAAAACAGGCAUGGAAGGAUGUAAAAAUGUGGGGUAUGAUAAAGAAGUACUUUUCAAUGUAUCAGUUACAAUGCAAGGAUGUCAUACAACUGGAGGGAGAAAAUAUGCCAUACUUAAGCCUAUUGGUUUCAAUGAAACCGCUGUUGUUAAUGUGCAGCGAAGCUGUGCCUGCCAAUAUGGAGACAGUACAAACCACAAAAGAGUAUGGGCUGAUGAAACUUCUGAUAGCAAACAGUCCCACUGCAGUGACAAUAACUGUAGCUCUAACAGAGAAGACACACUUCCUUCAGAGAGGUGCAGGCAACAUCAGGACCAACCUAUCUGCAGUGGUCAAGGAAAUUGCAUAGAUGGAAAAUGUUUCUGCUACAAAAACAAGCUAGGCAAGGUGUAUGGCAAGUACUGUGAAAUGGAUGACUUUUCCUGCCCGUAUCACCAGGGAAGCUUAUGUUCUGGUAAUGGUGAAUGUGAAGGUGGUAAAUGCAAAUGCUUUGCUGGCUGGGAAGGUGAUCGUUGUGAGUGCUCAUCACAAUCAGCAAAGCACUGCCUGAAUUCAAAGGGCCAGAUUUGCAGUGGAAGAGGAAAAUGCGUAUGUGGAAAGUGUGAGUGCACAGAUGCAAGAAGCUUUGGCCGUUUGUGUGAAUAUUGCCCUACUUGUAACAAAGCCUGUGAAGAAAACUGGAACUGUGUUCACUGCCAUCAUUCUAAUAAUACAUCUCAAGCAAUACUUGACCAGUGCACAACCUCAUGCGCUUACCUACUGCAUUAUGUUGACCAUACUUCAGAAUGUUUCUCUGGACGAAGCUACUUUAGAGUCUUUUCCAUAAUCUUUAUAGUUACCUUUCUGAUCGGGUUGCUUGUUGUCCUUAUCAUCAGGCAGAUCAUUCUGCAGGGGAGUAGCAAUAAAGUCAAGUCUUCAUCUGAUUACAGAGUAUCUGCAACAAAGAAGGAUAAGAUGUUUUUGCCUACAGUUUGCACAAGAACAGUAACAUACAGACGUGACAAACCAGAGGAAAUAAAUAUCGACAUCAGCAAGUUGCGAUUAAACGAAACUUUCAAGUGUGAAUUCUGAAGACUGUGUGUUUUCUGCAAAUUCUAUUUCCAUCAUGAUCGACUUUUAAAAAGUUACCUUUUGUACUCUGUGGGAAUCGUGACUGUUGCCAUAUGGUUUUGUUUUGUGCAUUUUGUUGAAUACUGUAACUAAGUGAUCUGUAAACGGACUCACGUUAUGUGAUUAUGUUUGAAACUAUAGCUGCUGUAUUUUUUUAGGUUUUUUUGAAAGAGAAAUGUGCGUUACUACUGUUCAGAAACAUUAGUGUUGAUGUAGCACUUUAGCAUAUUCUAAUUUAUUUAGUUAUGGCCUAGAAUGUAGAUAUGAACUGGUCUGACAAAGCACUGAUCUCACUCUACAUGUAGCUAGUACUGAUGUGCUCUGUGGGAAUGGACAAAAGCUGUGACUGAAAUAUUAAUAUUGCUGUAUAUUAUAGCAAUAGAUGAAACUAUUAAAAUGCUCUUAAAUAGAGUAAAUGGUACUUUUAUAGUUCUCUCAGUUGAUAAAUUCCACUGAUUUGUCUGCUUUAGCAUCUUAGCUUUUCCUCAUAAAAAUGACUGGAUUAAAUAAGUAUUUAGUUACUGGUGUGGGUCUAUAGUUGUGUGUGUAUACACACAGCAUGCACACACAGGUAAAUUAUAUGUAUAGUUUUUUAUAUGAAUGAUGUCACUUAAAGAUAAUUUAUAUCUGAUAAAGAGUAAUUUUUAGCUUUUUUACUUGUUUUAACAUAAAAAACCCUUUUGUACAAAAUUUAAGGUAUUUGAAAACUGAGUGGCUACAGAAAAAGAGAGUUUCUCUGUCCAACAGCAUAGUCUACAUGAUGAUCACUGUUGACUGACUUCACCUUUGGAGUCAGCAGCAUGAACCCUGUUGCAAGUAGAUGAAUUACACCAGAGCUGUGUUUGGUUUGCUAGCUACAUGUCAGUGUUUUGCCAAAUAAAGGCUUUGAUCUUUUUGUAUGAUGUCAGGAAUGUCUGAUUUUACACUUGCUCUUUUUCUUUAUGUAAAUUAGUUGAUGGGGUCGAGUUUUGUGAUUGAUUUUUGUGACUGUGCCUUGAGAAAUGUGUCCAGUGUGAUGUGGAAAAGAACCUGCAAUUUAGAAGGUGAGGAAAAUAUGAGUCUUUUUCUCAAGGGAACACAUUAAUUGACUUCAUACAUAUGGGAUCAAAUUCUGCCUUCAGAAAUGGGCAAAGCUCUUCUAAAUAUGGUGGGACCAAUAUAAGCUUAUCUGAGAGAAGAAUGUGAGCUACAAGGUCACACAGAAGCAUUUUUUUUACCCCUGAAACUGACUGUAAUGGUAGAAGACCAUUGUGUUAUAUGCUAGUUGGAAGUGUCAGUCUGAUUACUAACCCUAUGCUGCCGAAACCCCACAGAAGUCUGAUCAACCUCUAAUGCUCUAAAAUCUUACUGGCAAAAAAAAAAAUCAUCUCAGAAGACAGCGUAUCAUUUUAGCAACAUUUAUUGCUAAUAUGAAAUAUUGGUCUGUAUUUGUCAUAGAGAAGAGUUACAGAAAACAAGCAGGACAUCCUUAUGUGCAGUUUUUUAAACAUUAGUAUAUAUUUCCUAUUCCGUAUUUCUUCUGUAAAUUCCCACUAAAAUCUGAGGAGUAUGCGUGUGAAAAGAAGGCAGGAUGCAGAACAAGUGAUAAGUGUUAUGUGAGUGUUCAGUUUCUUGAGUAAUUGAUCAAGUGGGAUUGAGAAAAACAAUAUAAAGACAUUGGCCUUUUCAUUAGUCAUAAAAGCUCUAGACCUUAGGGAUUGGGUGUUUUUUUGAAACCUGUAAACUGGACUAUUAAAUGUUUCUAAAGCAAUCUCCAAAGGAGGCCCUGAGCUUUCCACCAUAAAGGUAAAAGUUUAAAGAAAAGACUAUUUCCUUACACUGACCCUGACUUUUAGUAAUAGCUUAAUUGUAGAAUUUUAGUUAUAGAUUAAUUCUGUAAUCUAUCAAGUAUACCUUAAACUUUCGUUUUCUUUUAAAACAUGUAGGACCAUUUUCCUUCUGUGUAAAUUAGCAGAUUCCAAAAAAUUGGUUUCAGUGGGAUAAAGAUAAAAGAUUGAUAAAGCUUUACCUGCUAUUACCCUUAUCACAAUUCAUGACUAUUUGUGAGUAGCAAACAGUCUCUGGUUGUCUCUUUCACUUAACAAAACAAAAAAAAUUCAAUGCUCAGUGAUAUUUUCCCACCAUAAUGCUUUAAAGCAUUUAUUAAAGCAUUUACUGAAGUGAUAACUAUUUUUUUUUUUUUAGGAAUUCCUUUUCACUGCUAGAGGGACUUAAAUUGUGUGGGUAGGGGACAACAGAGCUGAGUUCUCGAUGGAAGAAAAUUUGAGCUGUAACACCCAUCUUCCAGACACAUCACACUGCUACUGCUUUUCUUCUGUAGCACUUGGUUGGCAUUGUGGUGCUGCCUGUGAAGGGGCACGGCCAGUAUUUCCUUAUCAGACACCUGCCUGAAUGUUUAAAAUGCUCUGGUCAAAUAGAGCAGGCUCACGGGACCAAUUGCACUGUAAGCAGCUUGCUGUCUUGAGAUUAAAAAAUGUACAUUAAAAAAAAAGAGUUUUUUAAGAAAAAAAAAAAAAGAAGAAGAAUAAAAAGCUGUUUUGCAUCUCCCUCAUGGUUUUACUGUAUUGUGGAGGAGGCUGGUGAAAGAGAAUAAGCUGCUGCUAAUGUGACAGGUCAAGGCUUUUAGAAGGCCCGUGGGGAGCUUAUACAGAGCAGGAUUCUUGGGAGGAGGCUUUGUUUCUAGGGAUGGAAUCUAUCCAUGAGAAACUCUGGCUUUGCUUGGUACUUGUUUCCCUCUGCCUUUGACCAUGUUUUUCAGAAGAGCUGCUGCAGGAGAUGAAUAGCUCAACAAAAGCCUCACUAUUUAGGGAGUUGUGUUCCCUCAGCACAUGACCUUAAAUGAGAAAGCAGCCUGUAAUUCACAAGGAAUUUCUUCAGUGAUUGCAGAAGGACUCUGCUUCCUAUAGUGCUUAAUAUGGGAGAUAUUAAAGACAAAUUAGUUCACAUUAGUUUUCAAUGUAUUGUGUGCAAAGAUGCUCAUAAAAAUAGGGGGAGAAUAUCUAACCUCAGAAUAGAACAUUCCAAACUACUCAAAUAAAAUUUCUUAUACUAGGCUCCUUCAAAAAAUUAAAAGAAAGUCAAAUAAUUCUACUGCGUGCCUAUAACCAAAUAUGUACCAGCAGAUACUGUUGUAUCUCAUCAUUUGUUUUGGGAAUUGUUUUUGGAUUUACUCCCAGAGCAUGUGCACGACUUUUUACACCAUAAAUGUUAAUGUUAAAAUACAUAUGUAUAAGUUUCAAAUGCUAAUCUCCCUUUUUUUACCUUUGACUGGUUAUUUGCCUAACAUUUCAGAAAUUCCAUGUUUAUGCAAUUAAAAAGCAUGCAUUUUACUUCAGAUGUUUUUAAGUACUGUAAAAUGAGGAAAGCUAUGAAAUGGUUAUUUCCAAGCAUCAUGAGUACACUAAUAAGAUUGCUGAAGAAAUGUGUGGGAAAAUAGCUGUUUCAUCCAGAAAACGUGCACAUGGUAUGCAAGGAAUUUUCAUUGUGCCCAGCUGAAAUUCCCUUACAUUUGCAAGGAAUGUUAAAAGUGAACCUUUAAAAGGAAGGAUGUUCGUAUGGGCAUAGUUUACAUUUUAUCCGUUAUUCUCAACUGGAUUUAUUUUUUCCUCUCUAUGAUGUCAUGAAAACCUGCUAUGUAAAGCAUUCUUCAUACUGCCACAGAAAAAUAUUAUUUUCCCAGUGUGAUCAUAUAUAAUAUUUGUUUCCUGCUUAGUGUGCAUACCUAAAUGUACAUGUUUUGCAAACCAUGGGAGUGAAUGUAUGAAACAGCUUCAAGCAACCCUCAGUCCUAAAACUAAACCUAAGGUCUGGAAAUGCCCAGGGCAGAGAGAUGCAAGGGCAUGGCUGCCUGUGCAGGGACUUGAAGAGGGACGGCAAUCUCAGUAGGUACAAUGCUGGGGUUUCCUACAGCGUCCCUACAGAGAUGAUGCUCCAAGACCUCCCUUCUCCUUUUGUCAGGGCAGGAAAUCUCUUCAAAGUAGGUUGACUUGGCAGAGAUGUUGUCCUAGGUUUGCGUCCUAGGCACUUGUCCACACACUGGAACUGCAUAAUAUGCAAUCUGAACCAUAACGCUGCAGACAUUUCCCAUCUUUAUUCAUCCAAAAUGCUUACACGUCACAUAGCAAGGGAUCGCCUGGAAACUUGAAUGCUGCAGAUCUCCAUUAAAGCUUCUGGAGAGUCUUUGGGCACCUGCCCAUUGUCUUUCCACCAGCCCUUGGAUCUCCACCAGUCAACCUUAAGGAGUGUAAGCUGUAGCUGUAAAGGGCACUUCUCACAGAGGUAUUUGUGCUGAGUCAGUGCUGGGUGACACCUAACUCUGCUCUGACUGUGAGUGAUGAGUGGUGCCAGUGUUCCAGCUGUCCAUUUGCAAGAGAGGGGAAAGCAGAAAUGAAGCUGUUGUUAAGAAGAACACUACUUUUUAAUUAUAUCUUGAGGCUGCUCUGAUGCACAGACAUCUCUGGGAUCUCAUUGAGAGCCAUCUCAAUUCUCAGAGAGCCAUCUCUGAGAAUUGAAAUGCAUGGAGAGCAGGGAAAAAAGGUUAAAAUUAACCAGUAGGAAUGCAUCUCUAUAGUGAGACAAAUCAGUGGGGUUUCACUGAGAGCAAGCCAGCUCAGAAUGGUUGGCCUGUCUGUGGUAAAAAAACAUAACGCUUCCCCCCCUCAAAAUUACUAGAUUCUUAGGCUUUAGAAGUGCUGCUCUGGAUUGCAUGUUCUCUUUCUUUCCUUUUCUGUACACACUUUUAAAGAAAAAGGUACCUACUUAUUAAAAAAGAAUUGUCUGGCAUUUCUUAAAUUAAUGACUUCUGUCUAAAUCUAACAUUUCAUUCUGAUAGCUAUAUUGUGUUUGGGCUGUUUCAGUUGUAUUUUGAAGGAAGAUGUUGAAAGAGUCUUUUGGAGAGGCAUUAGUGUUGGAUGAAUUCACCAUGCUAACAUCUUCGCUCUUGCCUACUGCUGCUUCAAAAAUAAUGCUACUUUAAAGUGUCUUAUUUAGCAAUUGUGUCACAGCUAAUAAUAAUACUACAGUUUUUAACUUUCUAUUUAACAUAUGCUACCUUUUGUAAAAAAAAGUAUAUAAAGAUAAAUAAUGUUCCUCUAGAUUUUAUGCAUAGAGAAUAUUAGUAAGGGAAGAGGUUUUAAAUUUUAUAACUUCUUACUGUUCGUUUUACAUUUUAAAUGAUACUUUUAAAUCACUACUUUUGUUUGUCUGGAAAUAUACUGAAUAUUUUAUUAUUUAAAAUAGUAUACUUUUAUAGUUGUUUUAUUAAUUUCAGUUGACUACUAACUUCUAUUUUGGUAUUUAUUACUGAGUUGACACUGUAGUAUAUUGAGAUGUUUAUUUUUCUAUCAGAGCUGUAACAACUAUGACAUAGCAUUAUUUUAAUGCAACAUCAUUGUACUUGCUCUCUAAAAAAUAAAAUCAAUAUUUAAUCCA
Molecule: messenger RNA, 12398 nt
Organism: Pseudopipra pipra
Lineage: Eukaryota; Metazoa; Chordata; Aves; Passeriformes; Pipridae
Gene: ITGB8
Product: integrin subunit beta 8
Exons: 14
Coding region: 4998-6929 (643 amino acids)
Biological process (GO): cell adhesion mediated by integrin; integrin-mediated signaling pathway; cell migration
Cellular component (GO): focal adhesion; cell surface; integrin complex
Molecular function (GO): integrin binding
Source: RefSeq, a predicted model, not a curated record